This is a messenger RNA of Tachysurus vachellii, 1143 nucleotides long. It is a transcript of the gene rdm1, whose product is annotated as RAD52 motif containing 1. The transcript has 7 exons. Bases 124 to 993 code for a protein of 289 amino acids. NCBI's taxonomy places the organism in Eukaryota, Metazoa, Chordata, Actinopteri, Siluriformes, Bagridae. Gene Ontology annotation, molecular function: RNA binding. Gene Ontology annotation, cellular component: nucleolus. The record is from RefSeq and is a predicted model, not a curated record.
GUUCACAGAGAAGCCACGUGGUUGUGAAUCCUUUACACCGCUAUUUAUACUACAUGCGUUUUGUACAAUGUGCUCAGCGGCAACACGCUACUACAAUAUUUAGGGUAAAAUCUGCGGUUUUCUAUGGAUCUCGAGGCGGAUAUCAUAGAGUUCACAGUACCAACAGAAAACAAUAAAACCAUCUUUAUUUGGGACAUAAAGCCGUCAUACUCACAAGCCUUUAUUUAUGAGUCUCUGUGGAGUGUGUAUUCUUCAUUUGGAGCUCUUUACCUGCUGAAAGUGUGUCCCAAUGCCUCAGUGGCCUCCCUGGGCUUUUAUGCCCUGGUCAAGUUUUACUCUGCUGCGCAGGCGUCCAAGGCCCAAAGAGCCACAGAUAAGCAGUGUCUGUUCCAGGAAGCUCCACUCAAAGUAAUGCAGCACUUCCUUUACUUUCAGGUUCGACUCAGCACAAAGAAGAACCCAACGUUCCUCUCUCCGUCUCGAUCCCUCAGCCAUGCUAAGUGCCAAGACUUGGCUAAUCAUUACCUGGGAUACAAUGGCUGGACUACUCACAUCAUCACUCUGAAGGACAUAUCGAAGUGUGCAGAUGUUGGCUGGAGCUUGGAUCCAGGCAGCCAGGGAGAGCUGCUGAAAUACGGCUGUAUGGUGGAGCUGACUUUGCCUCAGCAUGGAGUCACGUGUCGUGGGGUUGGUGUUGCUGAAGAAGUGGUUGAUCAGGAGAAAGGUCCAGAGGAAAAGUUGUGGAUAAGAGGGAAGCUCAUGAGGUGGGCCAAAGAUAAAGCAGUUGUUGCAGCGUUUGAGAAAGUGUUACUAAUAGUUCUUGGUAAUGGAAAAGUAGCGGUGGAAUGUAGGAUCGAUGGAGAGGAAAUUCUGCCAGAUGAGAAUGUCGAGGGAAUCAUUCAGGUUAAUGAUAUUUCAUGGAGUGACUUCGAGGCUGCUGCAGGAGAGGAAGAAGAUUUACCGUGGAACUUCACACUGGACCUUCCUCAUUAACUUUCACUUGUGUUUAAGGUUAAAGACUUUGUUGACCAACCACUAGGCCAAACCACAGAAAGGGAAACUGAGUAACUGACAAACUGCAGUGUUUUAUAAGGGUUUUGUAAGGGUUUCAUUUUGUGAGUAAUAAAACGUAUCUAAGACCAA